AUGGAUUCAGAGUACACAUUAGUGAAUGAAGCAACAAGUAUCCUAAACAAGAUUGUUGCUGCAAAGAAAUUUCCUGCAGAUAUGGUGGAUGCAAUUUCGAAUGUGAAAAUCAUUUCAUCUCUAGGCAAGGAAAAGCCAUUUAUCCCAACAAGCCUUAAAUUAACAGAAACAAGUACUGCUCUUUGGUCGGUAAUCGGCGGCAUGUCUCAUGCUAUAUUGAGAGAUAGGUUUCAAGUUGAGUCAAAAGUUGAAGUUUCAACGGAUUUUGCGACCCUCUUUUUAGCAUCAUGCCUAGUUAUUAAAUUUGACAACAAAGGUGUAAUGGAUGAGUCUCUUGCAGAAAGAGUAAAUAUAUAUGAUAAAGGAAACAUUGCAGAUAGUUAUAGGUCUGCUUGUACUGCAAUUUAUGAGACCAAGGACAAAAAGUGGUUCCAUCUCCAUGGUAGUAUGAAUCCUGAUAAAUCUCUACAAAUGUUGAAUUUGCCUAUGAAUAUGGAUCUGUUAACGAGUGAAGAAAUUUCACAGACUUAUAUUGAUGAAGUUGUUAAGUAUGAUUCGGAAUGGUUGGAUAUUACAGCAAAUGAACAUUUCAGACAAGCUGGUACAAUUUGCCAGACAUACGAGGAAUACUUAUCGUCUCCACAGGGUGAAGCAAAUAAAUCAACCACUCUUUACGAUACCAAAAAAAUCAAUUCUAAUUUACCACCAGUUCCUUGGAAUAACACAGAGUCAAAAAAACCUUUAGCCGGUAUUAAGGUUAUCGAUGUUAGUCGUGUAAUCGCUGCACCUGUUAUGUCUCGUAUAUUGGCCUACCUAGGUGCCGAUGUUAUUCGAGUAUCUAAUACAGAUGAUUUGCCGGACUAUACUGUACCUUUGUUUGAUGGGAAUUUGGGAAAAAAGGAUGUCCACCUUAACUUGAAGAAUCAGGAAGACAAAGAGACCUUAAAAAGUCUCAUUCAAGAUGCAGACGUAUUUAUUGAUGGGUAUCGACCAGGUACCCUAGAUAGACUUGGUUUCAGUAGAGAGUACAUUCAGUUCUUAGCUAGAAAUAGGGGUCAAGGUAUUAUCCAUCUUAGAGAAAAUUGUUAUGGAUGGAAUAAUGGCCCAUUAGAUCAUCGCUCUGGUUGGCAACAGAUAAGUGAUUGUACUACUGGAGUCACAAUGGCUCAAGGUAAAUUCAUGGGUAUUAAUAAACCAGUGUUGCCUCUUUUCCCCAAUUCAGACUAUUCGACAGGGACUGCCGGGGCUGUUUCUAUUUUGCUGGCAUUGUGGUUGAGAACUAAGGAGGGUGGUUCUUAUAACAUAUCUAUCUCCUUGAAUGCAAUUAAUCAAUUUAUUUUAUCAUUAGGUGAAUUACCCAAACUAGAACAAACAAAACUUCAUAAAAAGUACAAUAUAGGUAAAAAUGCUGGCUUUGAAAUUCAACCAUUUCAUUCGGUGACUGAAGUUGCCUUAAAUACAUUAGACGCAAUUUCGGAAGCCUUUGAUUCCGAAUUUACUACAGGCUUAUCCAGAUUUGACGAAUUACCUUCAAAAUGGGAAACCUACGAAGAAAACAUCCAAUUUCCUAAAUGCCCUAUAACUUUCGACAAAAAUAUCUCUAUUGGGUAUAAUUGUGGCUCUGGUAAAGCUGGUAUUUACAAACCCAAAUGGGACACAUACGAAAUAAUUUGA
This is a messenger RNA of Debaryomyces tyrocola, 1674 nucleotides long. Lineage: Eukaryota; Fungi; Ascomycota; Pichiomycetes; Serinales; Debaryomycetaceae. The record is from the annotation of a GenBank genome assembly.